Messenger RNA from Trichoplusia ni (cabbage looper), 3061 nucleotides. RefSeq names its product transport and Golgi organization protein 6 homolog (gene Tango6). Bases 309 to 3047 code for a protein of 912 amino acids. Lineage: Eukaryota; Metazoa; Arthropoda; Insecta; Lepidoptera; Noctuidae. Gene Ontology annotation, biological process: protein secretion. The transcript has 5 exons. The record is from RefSeq and is a predicted model, not a curated record.
UCAUAAUUAAAAGAAUAGGCUAGUUAUUCGUUUAAGCCUGCAUGUGUUGUCGCUUGCCAUGACAAAACUAUUAAAAGUCGAUUUAGAUAUUGAAGUAUUUUUGAACGUUAUUGCACCAUAAACAAUUCUGUUUUAUUGUGAUUCUUUAUCUAAGAUUGUGACUUAAGGUAGGUAGCAUUAAAAAAGUAUAAAAACUCUGUCUGCUGUCAUUUGUUGCGACUUGUAAAUAAAUACAUAACCUAGAAGUUGUGUAAAAGGAAUCGCCACAAUUGCUAUAAAAUUUUAGAUUAUCCCACUAUAUUAUAAUUAUGUCAGUUAUUAACGCAGUAUUUAGCCGCAUCGAAAAUCUUACCCAAACAGAAGGGCAAAAUGAAUUUAUAUCGAUUUUAAAAGAUGUAGUGGUUCGUGAAAAUGAAGUUAUAUCAAGUGAAACUUAUACAUUGUUAAAGAAUUAUCUGGAAAAGAUAUUCUGUGCUAUAGAUGAAUUAGCCAGUGAAUUAAAAAAGGACGAAGCAAUACUAAUUAGUGUGAAGAAUCAAAAGUUGCUCCGAACAUGUUUUCAAUUGAUCACUUCUCUGGGCAUUUCUCCAAGUCUUAUACCAGGUCUUGGAAUAAGUUUAUCAAAAAGAUGUAUCACAGGAGCUGUCCUUACAAAUGUUUCGUUCAGUGAUGAGCAAAAGUAUGAGAUGCUGAUUGACUGCACAGACUUUAUCACAAGAUGCUAUGAAGUAUCAAAUCUAAAGAGUAUUAUUAUCACUUUGCAUCUUUCAGAUUAUCUGGCAUCUUUAAUACAGUUGUCAUUUGCACCAUUUAAGAAACCGGGCACUUACAACAACUUUACUAUGACUCCAGAAAUGUAUGAAAAACUUUGCAAAGAUAGAGAGAAAUAUGUAAAAGUUUAUAAUCAUUUAGUCACCAAUUGUUUUCAACCACUUCUUAUGAAAGAGUUAUUGGUUCUCCAGAGUGGUACAAAUCCUUCACCCCCUGCUUUUGUCAAAAGAACAAUAGCAAAAGAAUUGAGCCAGAGGUUGUUAGCCCCUGGAGGGCUACUCAGCUUAAUAAGGUGCUUUAUAGAAAGUUACAAUAUAGAUACUGGCUUUGAAUGGAGAAAAAUUGACAUGAUCUGUAAGAUUGUUGCUACUAAACAUGGAACAAUGACAGAAGACAAAUAUCUCGAAAACAUUACUUCACAGUUGAAUCAGAUAUUAUCUUUGAAUAAUACACAUUACUUAGCAACAGUGGUUGCUUGUGUUAUUAAUUUAUAUAAUAAGUAUUCUGAGUCACAGCCAGUACUAUCAUUACUUAGUGAAAUUUUUGAUGCCUUCAAAUAUGAUAAAUUAAUUGGCACUGAUAUGCCCGGCACUAUACUAUUGACUCCUCAAGAAGUUGAGAACAAGAUAAAUAUACUACAUGCUUGUGUGUGUAUCACAAAAUUAGAAUGGCCAAUCAACCUUCUUACACCAAACCUCUGUGUACUAUUUUUAAUUGGGACUAAGAUUACAAAAAAUGAAGAAUUAAAGAGUAAAGUAAAAGAUAUAUUACUUAAAAGUAUGGAAAAGCUAAAUAAAAAUGAGUUACAUGAUAUAGUUAAAACCUUUUUGUAUGGCAAAGGUGUUGCCAGUUUAAGAAUAAAGGUUGAAGAAUUUGAUGCUGGCAUCACUAUCAAAUGUAUAGCAGAUGCUGAAGAUCAUAUAAAAGAUGAAGCAGUGAUAUAUUUCUUACAAAUAUUCAGAAGUGCAACAGAAAAUAUUUUGGUGACAAAUAUAUUUAAUAUAGCUUUAAGAAUACUAAUGGACCUUAACUCUAAAAGGCAAAAUAAGGGGAAUAGAGAUAUGCUGCUCACAGAAGACGAUCCAGUUUUAUUAGACGAGGUUGACCAACAGUACGCCAUUAUUCUUCAGCUUUUAUCAGAAAUAGCCACAACACCUAAAGUAAUUAACGGCAUUAAAACAAACCCCUUAAUUGUAUCUGAAUUCAUAGAACAUUUUAUAUCAGAACAGAAUUCAGAAAUCAAUUAUGAAUGUGUAACAAUAGCAUUAGUAUUACUCAAUACUAUAUUAUCAAAUGAAGAAAGUUCAGCAGACUUGAAAAGGAGGUUUGAUAAGUUGGUGCCAACAUUACGAAGUAUUGUUAGUAGUGAUUCGAGUAUGAACAGUAUGUUAUGUAAAGAGGCCCUUUCGCUAAUAACUUCGGAAGGUGGGAAGAAAAAGGAAACAGCCUGUGAGAAGGCGAUAUCUGAUACGUUCCAUGACCUAUUACCAGUCCGGGCUAACGGAAUUAUUGAGUUAACAAAGCUUAUUGAUGCAAAAGAUAGCGAAACUAUUUCGAAGAAACAUUACGUGUUUUGUAUAUUUCAGGAUCACCUUAAAGAUGAGGACUCCUACAUAUAUCUAGCAGCUGUGAACGGUCUCGCAGCAUUAUGCUCGCAUUGCACAGAGGAUGUGUUACAUGUCUUGUGUAAAGAGUUUCUACAAAACUCUCUGGAACAAGAUAAUGUUGAGACAAAAGAGAGUCAAAACAGGGCUGCAGAGUUGAGGAUGAAGAUUGGUGAUAUAAUUGUAAAAGUUACUAGGAAAUUAGGUGAAAUGGCAAUAGUCCACAAAACAAUUCUACUAAAUACAAUGCUCUGUGGAUGCAGAGAUGAAGAUCAUUUAAUCAGAACAUCGGCUCUCUCGAAUUUAGCAGAAAUCGCUCUAAUACUCAAUUACAAAAUUGGAACAAUUAUUUAUGAGGUAUUACUAUGCAUUUGGGGAAUAAUAGAGACUGACAAAGCAGUAGAGUGCCGAAGAGCAGCCGUUAUGGUCAUAUCAAGUUUGAUCAAAGGUCUAGGAAAAGAGACAUUAUUGCAACUGAAGGAACAGCUGCUACCGAUAUACAGGACGCUGAAAGAACUUUAUAGGGAUCAUAACGAGGAUACCACAGUCAGACUACACGCACAAAUAGCUUUAGAAGAACUCAAUGCUGUCGUCAACCAAAUUUUAUUCCCAGAACUAAAAAUGGAAAAACAAAUCUUCAUUCUAGACCAACCAAACGAUAUCAUGAAAUAAAACACAGACCUUUA